Molecule: messenger RNA, 1140 nt
Organism: Phymastichus coffea
Lineage: Eukaryota; Metazoa; Arthropoda; Insecta; Hymenoptera; Eulophidae
Exons: 4
Source: RefSeq, a predicted model, not a curated record
AUGAUUUUUGAAGAUCUCAUUGAUGUGUUAAAUAACUUAUUUAUAAAUAGCGAAGAUUCUUCUUUUAGUUCAAGCGAUGACUUCAAUUUAAUUUUUGAUGAUGAUGAUUUCGAUGGUGAGCCUAGAAGAAAGAAACCUCGAGCUGAAAAUGUUAUUGAAGAAGUAAUUGAUAAAUAUAAUGAUGAUGAAUUCAGAGAAAAUCACAGGUUUGAUAGAACAAUAUUUGAAGUAGUUUUACAAAUUAUCACACCAGAUUUGAAGGGGAACCCAUACCAUCUUGGAAAUAAGCCGAUACCUGCGAACAAACAAUUGUACAUUGCAUUGUACUAUUUAGGGUCGCCAGACUCGUAUAGGUGAAUUAUUAACAAAUUUGAUGUCGGUAAGGCUACUGCUUGGAGAGCAGUCAAGCGUGUCGCGAGAGCAUUGUGUAAUCGAAGAGACCAAUUUAUUCGAUGGCCUACGUCAGAUGAAGCUAUUGAAACUGCAGAAAGCAUACAGCAUAUGUACGGUUUUCCUGGAGCUAUUGGUGCUAUCGAUGGAACUUUAAUACAAAUAGCUUCUCCAUACGUUGACGCUGAAGCCUAUAUCGAUAGGCAUAGUCAUCAUUCAAUUCAAACACAAGUUGUUGCAAAUGACAAACUCAGAUUUUUACAUGUUUUCACUGGAGCUCCUGGUUCAGUCCACGAUAUGAGAGUAUUUAAAUAUUCCAAUAUACAGCGAAGGUGUAACAAUUACUUCAUUCCAGAAAAUUGUCAUUUGUUAGGCGAUAAAGCUUAUACUCUACAAAAACAUAUUAUGGUACCAUACAGAGAUAAUAGCCAUCUAACAGUAGAAGAUAAAUUUUUCAAUAACCGUCUGUCAAGUGCGCGAAUGAUGGUAGAAAGAGCUAUUGGUCUGCUAAAGGGACGCUUUCGCAUUUUGUUUAAUAUUCCGAUGAGAAGAACGGAUUUAAUUCCGUAUUAUAUUUUAGCUUGUUGCAUACUCCAUAAUAUAUGCUUGAUGGAAGAAGAUGAUUUUAAAUUUUUAUAUGAACCUGAACACUUUAUUGAUGAUGAAAUUGAAGCCAUGGAUAUAACGCAAGAAGCGCAACUUGAAGAUGAAGAAAAUCGCGAUAGAAUACGCAAUCAAUUAGCUAAUUAA